CGCUGUUGCCACAGUAACUGUUAGCUGAAACAGCUACAUUUGGAGCUACAGCAGUGAUUUUGAUGCUGAUGUGGUCAGUUAUUUAAAUAUUUUGUGUCUUAAGGUAAAGCUGAUCGGAUACACAGAGAAACUCUUUUAAUUGCUGCUUUGGUUUGGGUGGGUUGGUAGGAAGACAGAGGAUGUCAGGGGAUCUUGUUGCUGUAUGGGAAGUGGCGUUAAGCGAUGGUGUGCACAGGAUUGAAUUUGAACAUGGCACAACCACAGGAAAACGUGUUAUUCACAUAGAUGGAAAAGAGGUUAUAAGGAGAGAUUGGAUGUUCAAGCUGGUCGGAAAGGAGACGUUUAAUGUGGGACGAUCAGGCACAAAAGCCACUAUCAACAUAGAUGCAGUGAGUGGCUUUGCAUACGAGUACACUCUAGAGAUUAAUGGACAGAGCCUAAAGAAGUAUAUGGAGAACCGCUCCAAGGUUACCAGCACAUGGCUUCUGAAUCUGGAUGGCAUGGACUGCAGAGUUGUUCUGGAGAAGGAUACCAUGGACAUCUGGUGCAAUGGACAGAAAAUGGAAACAGCUGGAGAGUUUGUUGAUGAUGGCACAGAAACACACUUCAGCAUCGGGAAUCAUGACUGCUGCAUUAAAGCUGUAAGCAGCGGUAAAAGACGAGACGGCAUCAUUCACACGCUGCUGGUGGAUGGCAUGGAAGUUUCCGAGUCCGUUGAAUAAUCUGUGUGGUGACCAUACAUGAACAUGAGAAGAGUGUAUGUAUGUACUGUAUGUGUUUAAUAAUCUGUGCUGAUUGGUAAUUACAGGUCAUCACAUACUGGUUCAGUAAUGGACUGUUUUGAAGCAGUGACAGAUGUGUCUUAAUAACACAUCCUGUAGGCCUGGUUUCACAGACAAGACUUAGCUGAAGCCAGGACAAGGACUUAAAUUAAGAUGUUUAAGCAUCUUUUUUAAAAAUGCCUUAGAAAAAUAUAUUACUGGGUUUUAUCUUCAAUGGCACUGGCAUAUUUUAAGAUCAGUCUGUUGAAGUUAUUUUCAAUUAAGACAUAAAAUGUGUCUUGGGGCCUGUACCAUGAAAAUGGUUCAAAUAAACUCUGGGUUACAGGAUUAGUUUCAAUUGACAAAACCAAACCAAUGUGAUCAGGCCUUGUCGGUAAAAGCUACUUUAAUGGUACCUGAAACCCAAGAUUUGCACAAAACUAAUCCUAAACUUACCUAGCUUGCCAACUAAACCAGCAUUUUGGUAUAGGACUAGCCUUACGCAUUGUCUGUGAGACCAGGUGAUAGUGUAGUUAAUUUCUAAAUACCUCACAUAGCAACAACAAAUGAAGUUUUUAAACCCCUUAGGAUCCAUUGUAAUUCUGUGACAUGACAGUAAAACAAUGAACAAAAUGUGUUUUGUUUUUUCAGUGUGAUGUUAUGUGAUUAACACCAUGCAAUUAAACAUGACAAAAGUCAAACAAGAAUGGAUGUGAUGUCACAGUCAGGCCCUUUCCUGAACAGUCUGUUAUGUUGAUCAUGUGAUAUACUCAUGUGAAGUAAUAGGGUCGUUAAUGUGAAAUAAUUAAGUCUGUGUGCGAUAGCACAAUCAUGCUCUUAAAAAGCAUUAGAUAGUGAUGUCAGUGUAAAUAUAUGUAAGUAUUCUUUCCUGUAGACAUUUAUCUGACCAAUCACUGUUUAAAACUGUAAAUAGGGUCAGAGCACAGCAAUAACUUUCCUUAGGAAAUACACUUUAUUGUUUAAUAUGACUGUCUUUAAGACAAUUGGGUGUCAAGGCUUUGUGACAAAUAGGAUUACUUGUGUGUCUCUCUCUCUCUCUUUUAAGAUCCAUGUGUUUAGUGAAUUCAAGAUGUAGUAAUGUCUGUUAGCAUCAUCUUAUUUCUAAAACAGUGAUCUUACAGGAUAUGUGUAAUCCAACCCUUAUAGUUAUUUUACUAAGCACUAUGACUAAAUUCUGAAAGUGUAAUAAUAAUUUAUAUUAAUAAAGAUCUAUAUUACAAGAACGAAAUGUUGAUAUUUGAUCAGUAUUUAUUUCUAAUUGACAUAAGGGCCUUAGUAUUGAAACUUU
Molecule: messenger RNA, 2070 nt
Organism: Paramisgurnus dabryanus
Lineage: Eukaryota; Metazoa; Chordata; Actinopteri; Cypriniformes; Cobitidae
Source: RefSeq, a predicted model, not a curated record